UCAGGUAGAGACUCCACCCAUGAGAGGGUGAUUGAGGUUAUUAUGAUGGACGCUGUACCUGCGCUCAGGUAGAGAGAGCGGUUCCACUCUAGCUGAAGAUGGGAAUUGGCCGCGAGUCGCUCAGGAUAAAAACGCAUCCCAGCGCCUGACCCUGAUUUAAACUCCGCGGCUUUUUAGUCUGCUCACUUAGAGCUGACGGCGGCUUUAGCAAAAACCUGAGAGAGAGGGGAAAAAGCAAAGAAAAAUGACUUCAUAAUUUUAACCUGUUUCCAUACGGACGCUGCCCUGAGAUGAACGAACAGCGGAAAGUGAAGCUGUUUUCUCUGUGGACGCUUUUCUUCCUCAGACUGGUCGUAUUUCCAGGAUUCCUUUGCCAGGUAUCAAAAACAGAAAAUAACUUGAAUAGGAGAGUUAAUGCACUGCGCCAGAAACGAGAUCUCUUCCGUGAGGAGGCCGUCAGUGCAGCGCUGUCUGACUCAGCUCUCCAUCGAAGUGUCCUGCGUAAUUAUACAGCUCGAGAUGCAUCUGCAGAGUAUUGCGGGUGUCUUAAUGGCGGCUGGUGUCAGGAGGGGGGGCAGUGUGACUGUGCACAGUUCCAGGCUCUGGGAGACCGCUGUCAGAUCAUUCCCAACCUCGGGCAGGACCGGGAUGGGAUUUGUCGCUCAUGGGGUCAGCACCAUUUUGAGACAUUUGAUGGAAUGUACUACUACUUCCCUGGAACAUGUUCAUAUAUCUUGGCCAAAGACUGUCACUCAGCAGAGCCCCGGUAUACUGUGUGGGUUCACAACAGUCGUUCAUGUCGUGGCUCAGUGUACUCUUGUCCUCGUUCUCUCAGUCUCUUCUUUCCAAACGAGGAGGAGAUCCACAUUAGAGGCUACCGGGUGCUGAAGGGGGAACAGAGACUAAGUUUGCCCCAGACGGUUCAUAAUGUCUUUAUCGAGCGACUCGCUGACUACAUCCUGGUGAAGAGCACAUUUGGCUUCUCUCUGGCCUGGGAUGGAAGCUCCGGGGUCUACCUCAAAAUGACAGAGGAGCACAAAGGCCGGCCUUGUGGCCUGUGUGGAAACUUCAAUGAUGACGGAUCAGAUGAUCUCACCAGCAGCCACGGUAUAAAAUCGGAAGACGUUGCUGAGUUUGGGAACAGCUGGAUUGUGGACCUUCCUCAUGAGCCACGCUGUCCUACUAUAAAUGAUGACUUUCCUGGACCAUGUUCAUCUGAGUCUGAAAUGGAUGAUGCCAUUGAGAAGUGCAGUGCUUUGCUUUUCUUUCCUUUUAUCUCCUGCCAUGAGAACAUAGAUCCCAAUCCAUUUGUUGCCAGCUGUGUUUCGGAUCUAUGCGUCUCACAUGAUGAAGAAACGUUUUGCCGGACACUAGUCGAAUACACCAGGGCCUGCUCCCAUGUUGGUUAUCCAGUCCGAGAAUGGAGAGACAGCUUCCCUACAUGUGCGGAUGGAUGUGAAGAUAGCUUUGUCCAUAGAGACUGUAUCAGUUGCUGCCCCCCCACCUGCACUUUUGAAAAAGAAUGUCUAGGCACCAACCUGCACUGCCUGGAUGGAUGCUACUGCCCCGAUGGGUUGAUUCUACAGAAUGGAACUUGUAUAGCGGUGUCUCAGUGUCCAUGUGUAUAUCAUGGCACAGCUUAUCCUUUGGGUCAUGUUCUGGAGCAAGGCUGUACUGUCUGUGUCUGCAUGGGAGGAGUAUGGAACUGCACUGAAAACAAUUGCACUUCGGAGUGUACAGUGAUGGGUGACACACAUGUGACCACGUUUGAUGGGCGCAUUUAUAUGCAUACGGGCAAAUGCCAGUAUGUACUAGUGAAGAGCCGUGGCAACACCAGGUUUACUGUCACAGUGCAAUACGCAGCAUGUGGAGAGUCUCAGGAAGAUUCCUGUAGUCACUCAGUGACUCUUGUGGUGGAUGAAGACGUAAGCAGGCAAGUCACCCUCAACAGAGAAGGAGAGGUCAUUAUUGGAGCGAGCAUGAUUGUCAGUCUACCUUACUCAGAUGACGUAGUGGCUGUGCGCAGGCUGACAUCUGUGUUCAUGGGCCUGCGGGCUUCCUUUGGACUGAAGCUGCAUUAUGACUGGCGGGGUGGGCGAAUCUACCUGCAGCUGGACAGCACAUGGACAGGCCGCACCCUCGGACUCUGUGGAACACUUAAUGGCAACCUGCGAGAUGACUUCCUCUCUCCAGCUGGUAUGAUAGAAGGUACACCACAGCUGCAUGCAAAUGCAUGGAAAGUGUCUUCAGCAUGUAUCAGCCCUGUUAACAUCCCUAUCAUUGACCCCUGCGAGAUGAACCAACAAAACGUAUUCUAUGCAUCAUUGUGUGAUAUUCUGACUGGAGACGUGUUUGCUGCAUGCCAUGCAUACGUGAGUCCUGGUGUGUACUACCAGCAGUGCCGCUUUCAAGCCUGUCGGUGUGGCAGUGGCUGCCUGUGCACUGCGCUCGCCCAUUACGCCUACGUCUGCUCCAAACACCACAUCAACAUCUACUUCAGAGCACAUGUCUCUGAAUGUGGCAUGGUCUGUUUAGGGGGAAUGAUGUACCACCCUUGCACGACUUCAUGUGGGAGAACAUGCCAGUCAGUGAGUAGUGGUGAAGUGUGUGAUGGAGACUGUGCUGAAGGAUGUGGCUGCAUGGAUGAGAUGUUCUAUGAUCACGCACGUCAGCGCUGUGUACCCCUAUCUCAGUGUCACUGUUACUUCAUGGGUUCAGUCUUUCAGCCAGGAGAAGUGUCCUUCAGCUCCUCUGGGCCUUGUCUCUGCAGAAAUGGUCGUAUGGAGUGUGUGCCUGAAGAAAGAGAGCCUGAGACAGAUGAUUGUCCAAAUGGAAAAGUGUACUACAACUGCAGGGGUCCCCAGGGUGCAGGGCCAUCUGGCGUGGGCGUGGCCUGUGAACUCACCUGUAGGAACCUAAUGCUGAACCUUACGUGUCCUCCUAUGACCCCCUGUGUGUCUGGAUGUGGCUGUCCAGCAGGGUUGGUUGGUCAUAAUGGAGAGUGCUAUUAUCCAGAAAACUGUCCAUGUGCCUGGCUUGGUCUGGAGUAUCUUCCAGGAGAGACAGUGGAUACGCCUUGUUACCGCUGUGUGUGUCAUCGUGGGUUCUUUAAUUGCACAUACUUUCCCUGUCCGGCUGUGUGCACUGUCUACAGUGACCGUCAUUACUACACAUUCGACGGCCUGGAAUACGACUAUGCUAGUGAUUGCCAAGUUUACCUUAUAAAGAGCGUAGGUGAUACAGAGAUUUCUAUUACAGCUCAGAAUAAAGACUGCUACGAGAGUGGAAUAGUCUGCAUGAAGACCCUGCUCAUCUAUGUUGGCCUCACUAAAAUCUACUUCAAUGAUAACUCAGGCAGACCUAGCCCCUCUACUGUGGUUGGACGAGGGUACGAAUUUGAGCUGUGGACCGCAGGCUACUACACUGUGGUCCAUUUCCCCAACCAUGACUUGACUGUACUGUGGGACAGAAAAACAACCAUCCACAUUCGCGCUGGGCCACGAUGGAAGGGUCAGUUCAGUGGCAUGUGUGGGAACUUUGACAUGGUGACAGUGAAUGACAUGACCACAGCGGGGCACAUGGAGGUCAGCAAUGCUCAGGCUUUUGGAAACAGCUGGGCUCUUGGCCAGUGUGAGAGUGAUUUUAUAGUGCGCAGACCAUGUGAAGGGGACCUGAGCAGACAGCCAUACGCUAAGCGAGAGUGUGGCCUUCUCUACAGUGACGUUUUUGCUUCAUGCCACAAUGUGGUGGAUGUGACCUGGUUUUAUAAAAACUGCCUGACAGACACCUGCAACUGCAAUCGAGGGGGCGACUGCGAGUGUUUGUGCACCAGCAUUGCCGCGUACGCGCAUAAGUGCUGCCAACACGGCGUCACGGUACACUGGAGAUCUCCCACUGUCUGCCCAUAUGACUGUGAAUACUACAACCAAGAGCUGGGUGAGGGUCCAUUCACUUUGUCUGCCACUGAACUGAAUGAUUCAGUGUGUGUGUUUGGAGCGAAUGUCAGUAGUGGAGAGGUGUUUCCUCUGCCGAAGACUAGUGCUCAGCCAACUGCCAUCUUCAACCUCAUGAUCACCAGUGGACUUUACAAGGACCGAGCUUCACGACUCCCCGUUGUCUCACUGGAGUCUGCCGAGCGCCCAAACUACUUCCUGUGUGUCACACCCAGUCGCGUUGUGCGCCUGGAGCGCUGGAGACCCGAUGAGGACUUUCGUCGCCAGGCAACCUUCAUUCAUCACCAGGGCUUGUGGUUACCCGGGCGAUCCUCCUUUGAGCUGCACAGCCAGAAGGGUGUCUUCAUUACACUCACACACACACAUGCACGUGCACAGAGCUACGACAACUCAUACUUUUUCAAGGCCAGCAGCAGUUUUACCAUUGAGGAGAGCAGUUUUGUGAUUCCUUAUCGACUGAUGUGUGAGUGGAAGUACCAUGCAUGUGCCAGCGCAUGUGUAAAAACAUGCAGUGAUCCUGAUGCCACACGCUGCCAGUUCUUGCCUCUUGUGGAAGGCUGUUUCCCCCGCUGUCCGAAAACCAUGGUGCUGGAUGAAGUCACGAGGAGGUGUGUGUACCUAGAAGACUGCAUAACACUUUCACCAACUCCUACUCCUUACAUGUUUGUGACUCGAUCUAACAGAACCACCAGAGCUCCUACCACGAUGAUUCCGACAACUGUGACUACAGCCCCGACCACCACAACUACCAUGACUGCUCCCACAACGACCACAACGACCACUCCUCCCACCACUGCAGGCACCACUAGCACGACUGCGGCUCCUACUUCAGCCCCCACCACGUCUACCUUUAUUACAACAACUCUUGAAAUUCUUACAUCCUCUCCACCAAUCACAGAAAGCCCUUUUGUUACCUCAACCAUGCCCACCACUAAGCCAACCACACCACCUACAACUACCUCUGUUACCACUACAUCACCGCCACCCACCACUACAGAGAUCUUGACCACAACUGAGGAAACAACCACUUCCAUCAUCACUACCACAACUCCUUUCACCACUCAUCCCAUUACAACAACAACCCCUCUUAUCACCACAGAGAUGGCCCCUGUUUCCACGGUAACCGAGGAGGACUUUAUUUUGACGUCGACAGCAGGAACACCCCCAGAGCCAACAUCCACUGCCCCCUCCUUGUCUCCCACAACGCUCAGACCAACAACCACCCUUCCUGCAUUCGUGAUCCCCACUGGACCCUGCACGCCUCCAUUCUCUGUGCGAGUUGAUGAGUGCAGUGAGUACAUUUGCUUUAAUGGGCAGCUGAUGCUAUACAACUCCUCCCAGCACUGCAGAUUCAACAUCACCCAACCGCAGUGUAACCUACUGGGCAUGCCCAUUCAGAUCAACACAGACCCCUGCUGUCCACUGUGGCGCUGUCCCUGCCGCUGCUCUAUAAUCUCAGACCUUCGUGUGAUCACGUUUGACGGGAACAAUGUUGCUCUGUAUGAUAACGGCUCCUAUAUACUGGUUCACCUGCCUCGAGAGCACAUUGUUGGACAUGUCGAGAAAUGCCCCACCAGUGAGAGUGUGAACUACAUUAGACGACCUACUCCUACAGGUGGAACCUCUGGCCUAUGUUUUAAGAAGUUGAACAUAACCACUCAUGCCUACAGGAUCAUGAUCAGUCGCCUUGACCGCAAGGUAUCUGUGAACCAGAUCACAGCUCGGCUGCCGUUCACCAGAUUAAACCUGCAUAUCGAUGACACAGGGACCAUGUACAUCAUUCACACCCCCAGUGGAAUCAGUAUCCAGUGGUACCACAGCACCGGCAUCAUGGUCCUACAGUACGGCGCCCCCGAUAACACCUCCACCAGAGGCCUCUGCGGCUGCUGUGACGGUAACCCAGCAGAUGACUUACGUUUGCCCAACGGGACUGUGAUGCGAAACGUGGAGGACAUCCCUGUGUUUCUUCACAGCUGGAUGGUGGACACAUCCGAGGAGACGGAUUACUUCCGGAGAGUGGGAGACAACUGCACCACGGGAAACUGCACAAAAUGUUUUCAAAUGCUCAACCAGAGCCCCUUCUCCAAGUGUCACCACAAGGUUUCACCAGAGCAGUUCUGUGACAAAAUCUGGGCAGGUGACCUGCACUACAAGGAGCACGAGUGUGACUUUCUUGCUGCUUAUGUGGCCAUCUGUUACACUCACCAGAUCUGCUUCAGCUGGAGGACAAGCAACUUCUGCCCUCUGAAAUGUCCUCCUGGUAAAGAAUAUAAGCCAUGUGUGAACACAUGCAAGACGAUGACGUGUCAGAAUCGAGAUUAUUAUGAGGAAAGCACCUGUUCCUCCAUUCGAGAGGAGUGUGUAUGUAAGAGUGGUACCAUCCUGCACCGAGCCGACUCCGCAUACUGUGUCACUGAGGACCAAUGUGUGUGUACGGAUAACGAUGGUUCGCCGCGGGCCCCAGGGGAGGUGUGGAAUGGUUCUCUGCGAGGCUGCUGUCUGUUCACCUGCCUGGAGAAUGGCAGUGUCGUCCCGGUGGAGCCCGAGUGUCCUCCUGAGCCUGCCCCUCUGUGUGAGCGUGAGGGCGAAUACUACAUCGAUGUGCUGGAAGAGGGUGCUUGCUGCCCAAAAAAGAUUUGCGAGUGUAACAUAACCAUUUGCCAGAAUGACAUUCCUUCCUGUGGGAUUGGGAACAAGCUGGUGAUUGGCUAUAGCACCCUCUCCUGCUGUCCCGAAUAUCGAUGUGAAUGUGAUCCACUGUCCUGUCCCAGUGUCCCAAUGCCAGAAUGCAAAGAGGACCAGUUCUUGGUGGAGGUCAGAGGGCAGCAUGCCUGCUGCUAUAACUAUCUAUGUGUGUGUGAGUCUUGUAUGGAGCCCAUCCCAGUAUGUCUGCCUGGAGAGAUUCUGGUUGUGGAUAUGAACACUACUCAUCAUUGCUGCCCCCAUUAUCGCUGUGUGUGUGAUGUGAGCCUGUGUCCUGAGCCCAGCAUUAGCUGUGUUACUGGUACUGCACUUGUUAAGACGCCUGUACCUGGCAGCUGCUGUCCAGACAUUCACUGUGAGUGUCAGUGUGACAGUAUUGCACGGCCUCAGUGCACUGUGGGAGAAAUUCAAGUGGAGGAGCCAGAUCACAGCAGUACCUGUGGCUGCAUUCAGUACUUGUGCAAGAAGGCAGAUGUAUGUUUAUUUCAGGGAGUGACUGUGCUGAGUCCAGGCCAGUCCAUGGUGCAGUACGUUGAAGGAGAGCUGUGCUAUACUGUGCAGUGCCUCACACACAGAGACCCCAGCACCGGUUUCUAUGCCAUGGAUGUGACCACUUCAAACUGCUCUGAAAAGUGUGAGCCUCACCAGGUGUAUGUCCCGUCCUCUGACCCGCAUGUGUGUUGUGGCUCGUGUAAAAACGUCUCAUGUUCAUUUACCAGUGAGAACGGAACUACAGAAGUAUUUACGGCAGGUAGCUCUUGGGUGUCUAAUUGCACACGUUUCGACUGCAUUGAGACAGCGGUGGGAGCGGUGAUUCUCGCCUCUGGAGUCGUCUGCCCUCCGUUCAAUGACACAGAGUGUAUUCAGAAUGGUGGUGUGGUGCAGACCUACGUUGAUGGCUGCUGCAAGACAUGUGCUGGACUUGGUUUGUUACCUUUUUCCAUUAGUCCUGUAACUCCCACUGCUAGUACUAACUGUGACACAGGUAAAGAGGAUGGUAAAACAUGCAAAAGGGUUGCCAUCAGGACCACUAUCAGGAAAGAUGACUGCAGAAGUAAUGCACCAGUAACAGUAUACUCCUGUGAUGGGAAGUGUCCUUCUGCCACCAUAUUUAACUUCAACAUAAACAGCCAUGCACGUUUUUGCAAGUGCUGUCGUGAAAAUGGCCUACAGAACCGCGUCAUCCAGCUGUACUGCACUCGCAAUGCUACUUCUGUGGAAUACAACUUCCAGGAGCCGAUGGACUGCUCAUGCCAGUGGAACUAAUAACUGAUACCAGUUUGUAGAUGUGCAGUACCUUGGCAUUUUCAUCUCUAUAUACCCUCUCAGUGGACGUGCUCAGUUAAUACCACACAGAUCAGUACAACCACAAACUACUAACUCCAUAUUUAUAUAUAUAUUUUAAAUUCUGAAUUAACAAUCUUGGGAAUAUUACAUAAUCACGUAGUCAGUAGAUGAAUGUAUGACUAAUAAUCAGUCAGCUUAUAUAUGUCAAUAUAUAAGGAAUAAUAAAAGAAAUAAUGUAUGUGCCCAAGUACAGGUUAUUAAUAUCAAUAUAUCAUGCAGUUUUGUUUCUCAAAAAUAUUUUGAAGCAAAAUUGAUUCUUGCACCUUGCAUGUAAUUAAGUAACCUAGGUAAGUCAGUAGUAUUUUAGAUGCCUUUUCAGAUUUUUGUAUCUUUUUUAACCUCUUGUUUUAUUUAAGAAAUAACUGUACUUUUUGAACAAUUUGCCAUCAACAUUUUUUAAAAAACACUUAAACCCCCUACAGGGAUAAAUAAAUAAGCCAGAUUUGUGAAAGUCUGAAUUCUAUUAAACUGAAAAUGUGCCAUUUCUCUUGUGAUCUGAGAGUUGAUACCCUGUUACAGGUGUAGCUGAGAACUCUUUCACAAAAAAUGUUGAAAUCCAUUCCAGAGUUCCAAGCUCUAGCACACAGGCAGAUAUCAAAAAUAGACAUCCAGAGACAGGUAGGCAAAGAUCAAAACCAGAGAACAACCCAUGAUCAAGAAUAAACAAUACAAAGUGCUAAAAAACCAUAUGUGGACACCUGACUAUCACCCAUAUGUGGUUCUUCCACAAGCUGUUGCCACAAAGUUGGAAGCACACGAUUGUAUAGAAUGUCUUUGUAUGCUUGUAGCAUUAUAAUUUCCCUUCACUGGAACUAAGAAGCCCAAACCUGUUCCAGCAUGACAAUGCCCCUGUGCACAAGGCGAGCUCCAUGAAGACGUGGUGUGUGAAGGUUGGAGUGGAAGAACUCGAGUGUCCUGCACAGAGCCCUGACCUCAACCCCACUGAACACCUUUGGGAUGAAC
Messenger RNA from Pangasianodon hypophthalmus (striped catfish), 8966 nucleotides. RefSeq names its product otogelin-like (gene otogl). Gene Ontology annotation, molecular function: protein binding; alpha-L-arabinofuranosidase activity. The transcript is spliced from 58 exons. The record is from RefSeq and is a predicted model, not a curated record. Gene Ontology annotation, biological process: L-arabinose metabolic process. NCBI's taxonomy places the organism in Eukaryota, Metazoa, Chordata, Actinopteri, Siluriformes, Pangasiidae. Gene Ontology annotation, cellular component: extracellular matrix. Bases 291 to 7922 code for a protein of 2543 amino acids.